ACUCUUGUACGCAAACUGAAACAAAAGUGCGAAUUGGAAGAGAAAUUGAAGGAAGAAAUUUGGAAUCUGGAAUUAUCCAAGCAGGAAUUACUGCAGCAAGUGCAGCAGUUGACUCAAAAAUUAUCGCGAUGCCAAAUGGAGCAAGCGCGCAUGGCACGUCAAGAAAGCCUGGUGACACAAGAAUUGGAGCUUUUGAAAGCCGCUCACGAGAGCUGGUCCGAGACUCUUACACGACUUCAACAGGACCAUGAUAAACAGCUCGCGUCGCUACACAAAACCCUCGACACUACCCGCCGUGAAAAGGACGAACUCGCCAAGAAAUUGCAAACGUUGACCCUGGGCCGUACUACCACUGAAUUAGCAUUACUGGCAAAACGAGGAGUGAAUCAGGUUGAUUGUGAAAAUGCUGACGACGCUGACGACGACGAAGAUGACCAAGAUGGCAAGCUGGUGGAAUCACUUCAAUUAUCCUUGGCCCAAGCCCACAGCGUCGUUCAGAGCUUACAGCAAGACUUGGAUAAAGAGCGACAAAAACGGAGCGAGGUCGAUAAAUUAUUGCGCGAGUCACAGCAAACCAUCGAAAAUUUGCAUCGUCACCCUGAGCUGUUGUGGGCACCACCGACAAUGGCUCCGUCGCCUACCCUGGCUCAGUCACCUUCGUCUUCCUUUUAUGCACGAAAAACUGGUGAUAGUGAUACACUCCGUGCUGAUCCAGACCGGCCUGGGUCACCGAAGUUGCCCCGGUGCCGUUCUUUGGGCGAGGAACUGAGGCAAGCAAUGACAAUGGCGGCAGCGACAGUGACCGACAAUGGCAAAAAUGUAGUCCAGGGAACCAAAAACAUGAGUGAGCGAUCAAAGAAAUGCGAUAGUAUGGAUCGGAAAAAAUCUGUCGUGGUCACCGAAGCAGAAAAGAAAGCAUUGACGGCUCAGCAGCUGGGUACGGAGGAAAUGACCAUUGAACAAGUAUCAAAGGUGCGAACCCCGACAGUGGAGCCCAUCACCCAUCGUCCGCGUACGUGGACCUGUGCGCCUCCAUCGAAUGACCCCAUGACGCCGCCGUUGGACUAUGGAUGCACCUUGUUUGAGCCUGGACCGUAUGCUUGUUCAUCAAAUCGCAUCUACCGAGGAAGCAGCAUGCAUUCAAGCCAGGGACGUCGCUUUGACCGAAUCAGCGCCCCGCCUUCCAUGCCUAGCAAGGAUACAGAUAAUUUGGCCAGUAACGAUGAAGCCAUUUCUUCGGUGACACGCACAAUGAUUGGCGAGUGGAUGUGGAAAUACACACGCAAUGUCGUGGGAACCAGGAUCUCGGAAAAAAAGCAUCGUCGAUUUUUCUGGAUUCAUCCUUACACAAAAACUCUCUAUUGGAGUGCGCAGGAUCCCAAUGUAAACGGCGGUGAAUGGAAUGCCAAAAGUGUGUCUAUCGAGUCAUUUGUCGUUUUAUCUUUUGGCCGCCAUGCUUCGUCUAGGCACCAACCACCAAGUGUUAUUAUCAAGACAUCCACUCGAGACGUAAAAAUCCAAUGCCUUGACCAUCAAUCUUACCGCAUUUGGACCCAGUCGCUACGGUAUCUGUUAUAUGAAGAAGUGGAAAAAUUGCCUUGUCAUUCAUUGCCCAACCAUUCACCUUGGUCAGAGCGUCGAUUUCCACGAUUUUCGCCAACCAACGAAGGCAUCAAUCCUUCCAUUCCACGUAUCUUGCGUCAAUCCGUCACCCCGUCAGUGAGGAACCUGUCCCUUCAUUGCAAAAGCGACACUUCCCAAACGGCAGACGAUCGAUCGCUGGAUCAUCAGUCCGCGUUAUUUCAGCAGACGCUAUCGCUUGACGAGACCAGUGACGUUCCAUCUUCCUCCGCCCCACCAAUUUCUCCAGGCAAACGAUUAAGACAUCGCUUAUCGCGCCGCUUUUUCGAACUGGGAUUUACCAAGACUGCCGAGAAACUGUACCCACAAACCCACAUUUUUGAUUCCAAGCUUGAAUGCUAAAGUUUUUACUGAUCGAUGACCCGAUAUAUCAUUUAUUCACUCUAUACCCUUUAAGAAUCCUAUUAUCAUAAUGAACUUGAGUCUAUGCAUAUAUGAACCUUUCCUUUCCAG
This is a messenger RNA of Radiomyces spectabilis, 2094 nucleotides long. Its product is annotated as meiotic cell cortex C-terminal pleckstrin homology-domain-containing protein. The record is from RefSeq and is a predicted model, not a curated record. The transcript is spliced from 4 exons. Lineage: Eukaryota; Fungi; Mucoromycota; Mucoromycetes; Mucorales; Radiomycetaceae. Gene Ontology annotation, molecular function: tubulin binding; phospholipid binding. Gene Ontology annotation, cellular component: mitochondrion; cell cortex. Gene Ontology annotation, biological process: maintenance of protein location in cell cortex; dynein-driven meiotic oscillatory nuclear movement; microtubule cytoskeleton organization. Bases 136 to 1983 code for a protein of 615 amino acids.